AGUAAAAUUGAGACAAUGGCUCCCGCGGGAUUGUAUGUACUUCUGUCUGCCUGCUGCGUGUCCUUGGCAUCCGCCGGAUUUGGAUUUGGCUUCGGUGGUGGCAGCCUUGGACUUGGAGGCGGAAACGGUGGUGGCUCUGCUCAAGCAAGCCUGCCUGGAUUGAGUCUGGGUGGCGAGUACAACAGAGGAUCUUCUGGAUCGGUUCUGAAUCAGGCUGCCAACGGCAUUCUGGGCGCUGCUUCGACUGGAGCCAAUGUAAUCCACUCCGCCGGAUCUGCAGCUGCCAAUCACGGAGCUCAGGCUGCCAAUGGAGUGCUAGGAGCAGCUGGAUCUGGAGCAGAUGCCGUCCACUCUGCCGGAUCUUCAGCUGCCAAUCACGGAGCUCAGGCCAUAAACGGAAUAUUGGGAGUGGCAGGAACUGGAGCCAAUGUAAUCCACUCCGCCGGAUCUGCAGCUGCCAGUCACGGAGCUCAGGCUGCCAAUGGAGUGCUAGGAGCAUCUGGAUCUGGAGCAGAUGCCGUCCACUCUGCCGGAUCUUUAGCUGCCAAUCACGGAGCUCAGGCCAUAAACGGAAUAUUGGGAGGGGCAGGAACUGGAGCAAAUGUUGUGUACUCGGCCGGAUCGACAGCCGCUUCCCACGGAGCCCACAAUGCCCACACAGUGCUGGGAGCUGCUGCCACUGGAGUCAAUGCUGUACACUCUGCAGGUUCCACGGCGGCGGAUCACCUACACAAAGCCUCUGAACUCGGCGGAUCUGGUUCUGUUUCCCUUGGAGCUGGACAUUUGAAUAUUCAGUCCUCUGGCAACAGUGGUGCAAAGCCGAAUGCUGCACACUUGACCAUUGGUUCUUCCGGCCUCACGGGUUCCAGUGGCCUCCAUCAUAGCACCGGUUCAGCCACUGUUGAUGCAGCGAAUGCAGUGCUGAAUGCAGCGGGAGCUGGAGCAACCGGAUCGUCCGGUGCCGCUCAUGGAGCUCAAGUUGUCAAUGGAGUUUUGGGAGUUGCAUUAGCCGGAGCCAAUGUUGUCCAUUCCGCCGGAUCAAUUGCUGCCGCUCAUGGAGCUCAGGCUGCAAACAAAGUGGCCAGCGGCAUUGCCAAUGGUGCAUCCACCGGUUCCGGAGCCAGUUCUGGUCACUUGAGCAUCGGGUCAUCUGGAAUUUCCGGAUCCAGCUCUGGCUCACAUGGCAAUGGUCACUUGAGCGUAGGUACUUCCGGCGCCAAUACAGCUAAAAUCACUGGAUCUUCGUCAGCUGGUGCACACCACACUGGAUCAGUACAGGCUGGUUCUGCCAAGAUCACAGCUGGACAUGGAAAAAUUGAAGCCACUGGCUCAAAUUCCGGCGCUGCUGGUGUUGGUCACCUUGAUGUUGAAGCCACUGGAGCCAGUGCAAUGAAAACAUCCUCCACAUAUCAUAAAGCUGAGUCCUCGAAGUCUUCAUCUGGCUCUUCAUCUGGCUCAACCAGCGGUCAGCUGAGUAUUGGGGCAUCAGGAGCCACAGGUUCUGGCUCUGCUGGUUCCCAUGGAGUAGGAAAUUUGAGCAUUAAAUCGUCUGAAACCACAUAUUCGUCAAAAACCGAGGAAUCCAAGUUUAGUGCUGGUCAUGCCCACAUUAGUUCUGGAUCCUCAACCAUUGAAGCCUCUGGAACACAUGCUGGAUCUUCCCACAUCAAGACAGAACACAAGAAAGUGGAAUCAUCGGGAUCGAGCUCUUCGCUCACUGGAUCAGGUUCUGCUUCCAUCGGUGCUGGUCAUCUGAAUAUCCAACCUGCUGGCUCUACCGGAUCAUCCCAAACUGCUUCGAAUAGCGCAUCUAUUGGUGUCGGACAUCUGAGCAUUGGAGCAACAGAUUCCACCUCUAAGGGAUCCUCUGUCCAUGGCUCAUCUGGUCACUUAAGCAUCGGAUCAGCUGGAAUCUCUGGAUCUGCUGCUUCAGGAGCUGGAUCAUCCAAGAUCAACGCUGGACAUUUGAGUAUCGGAACCUCUGGAAUCUCCGGAUCUGCUGGUUCUGGAGCUGGAUCAGCCAAGAUCAAUGCCGGACAUUUGAGUAUCGGAUCCUCUGGAAAUGCAGGAUCAGCUUCCUUAGGGUCGAAUGGCCUGUCAGUUGGAGCAAACGGAUCGAUUGGACUAGCCGGUGCCCACGAUGCAGCUUCUCAGGCCCAUGGAGUUGCCAGUGGUAUACUGUCACCUGCUGUGGGUUCGGGAAGUCUCUCUCUCGGUGGUAACACUGGAUCUUCGGGAUCGAGCGGAGCUUCCAGCCAAGGAGGAUAUCGUCAGGGAAGUAUCAAUUUGGGAGGAAGCGGUCUAAGCCUUGGAGGCAAUCUCGGUGGAAAUUCCGGAAGUGUCGGAUUUGGAUUGGGUGGCGCUCACCUGGGAGGAUCCAUAAACCGUGGUGCUGGUCUUUUCCUUGGCUAAUUUUAAGUUAGCUUUAAUAUUUUGAAGUAUUCUAUAUUUAAAUUGUAUAUGUAAAAUUUCAACUCGACCUUUAAAUUCUAUGUUUAAAUUGUACAAGUACUAAUCUCUACUAUUAAACCUUUUGCGAAUGCAAAUGAGAAUGAAUUUAAUGGGCCACAUUAGAAUAUAAUAACACCAUAUUUUACUACUGCUAUAAAUAACGAUUACUAAAUGUGUGCUUUUAGAUCGUGUACCAAUUAAAAUGUUCGCAAAAUAAACAUUACGAUGGUGGUG
This is a messenger RNA of Drosophila santomea, 2685 nucleotides long. RefSeq lists its product as uncharacterized. Lineage: Eukaryota; Metazoa; Arthropoda; Insecta; Diptera; Drosophilidae. The transcript has a single exon. The record is from RefSeq and is a predicted model, not a curated record. Bases 16 to 2412 code for a protein of 798 amino acids.